This is a messenger RNA of Malassezia restricta, 504 nucleotides long. Its product is annotated as outer membrane protein TOM13. The record is from RefSeq and is a predicted model, not a curated record. Gene Ontology annotation, cellular component: mitochondrial outer membrane. Gene Ontology annotation, biological process: protein insertion into mitochondrial outer membrane; mitochondrial outer membrane translocase complex assembly. The transcript has a single exon. Lineage: Eukaryota; Fungi; Basidiomycota; Malasseziomycetes; Malasseziales; Malasseziaceae. Bases 1 to 504 code for a protein of 167 amino acids.
AUGGCACUGGCUACAGACUGGCCAGUGCAGCAAUGGGUCGGCCUAGACAAGCACCCUGGGCUGCGGCCAGAAGGCGAAGAGAAGAAAUUAUCUGGAACAUCAGAAAACAGAAAGGAAGACGAUGAUUCCGAUAUUCUUGAUGACUCGGUGGCCUCGAUUGAUGACAGCAUAUCCCAGAUUAGUGUUGAGCCACCACCCUUACCGCCGGCACCAACGGGCGAGCUGACGCUUUCUUUCAUUUUUUCACAUGGUCUAUCAUGGAAACGUCGAGCCCUUCUAUUCACAGCUGUGGUUGCCAUCAAUAUCGGCUUACCUUUCAUUAAUGGUCUGAUGCUGGGCUUUGGCGAAAUUUUCGCGCGUGCCUUCAUUGCACCAUACAUUGGACUUGCACCCCCUUUACCCACCAACCGGUACUCUGCAUCACCUGCUGAUGUUCCUGCGCUACCUAUCUCUCGAUGGGCUGGCAUCCGCUCUUCCCUGUCACGCCUGUUUUCCUUUGCAUAA